CUAACAGGAUUUCGAUGUGAAUCGGACUGAUGGGAUUUUGAAGCUCAUUUAAAAUACACCUUUCUUGGAAUAAGCAUGCAGCUUGUACAACACAUUCCACUUCUGGGGAUCCUCUUUCUGGCACAUUUCAGCUUCAUCGUGGGCCUGCAAAAAGCUCCUCGAAUCAUUACCUUACUUGAGACUGUGGAUGUGCUGUUGGAUCACAAUGCCACUUUUAUUUGUGAAGUCGAGUCACAUCCCCAAGCUGACAUUACAUGGACACGCAACAACUUUCAGAUUCGACACUAUGAUUCCCACUAUAUUACCAGAGAAAAUGGCCAAAUGCUGAUCAUUCCCCAUGUGAAAGACUCUGACAAUGGAGAGUAUUGCUGCAUUGCUGACAAUGGAAUUGGAGAAGCCGCAAAAAGUUGUGGGGCUCUUCAGCUGAAGAUGAAACCCCAAAUCAAAAGACAUCCAACAAAUGUCACGUUACUCGUUGAGUCAAAGGCAGUGUUACCUUGCGUGACACUAGGAAACCCUAAACCAGAUAUCUCCUGGAUCAAAGAUGAUGAUCUUGUGAAGGUGAGUGAUCGUAUAUCCAUUUUGGAAUAUGGAGCUUUAAAAAUUCAUAAUAUCAAGAAAGAAGACGCGGGACAAUAUCGCUGCAUGGCAAAGAAUAGCUUCGGAAUUGCAUUCUCAAAACUUGUAACAAUUGAAGUUCAGGCUCCAGCCAGAAUAUUAAAUGUCCCAAAAGAAAAAAGAGUUCCUUUUGGGACAGAAGUAACACUAGAGUGCAACGCUACUGGUAACCCAGUCCCUACAAUAACGUGGUUGGAAAACGGCAACACUAUAUCUGGAGCCUCUGUGGAGGAGACACUGGUUGGAGAGGUCAUUAACUCAGUGCUUCGUGUUGUUGUGAAUAAGCCUGCUCUUUACACAUGCCUGGCCAGUAACCGUCACAGUGGGGGAGCAAACACAGUGAAGGCCACUGCCAAGGUCACUGUCUCAGAAUGGAGGUUAUAUAAAGGCACCCUGGGAUACUGCAGCACAUACCGGGGUCAGGUGUGUCGAGGAGUGCUGCCCAGGGAUGCCUUGGUGUUUUUCAACUACUCUCAGCCCGACCCUGAGGAUGCACAGGAGUUCCUGGCCCAGAGUGCCUGGGCUGAGCUAGAUGGGGUCAGCUCUUUCUGCAAACCCGCUGCCCAAGCAUUGCUUUGCCACUCCGUCUUCCAGGAGUGCAACCCGUCUGGGUUUGGCCCCACCCCUAAACCUGUCUGCAGAGAACACUGUUUGGCUGUGAAAAACUUGUAUUGUCACAAGGAAUGGCUUUCAAUGGAUGAUGGCUCCAGCAGAGGAAUGUAUUCCUCAGGGAUUAAGGUUGCCUUUCCAGACUGUAUGCACCUACACAGCCAGCAGACAGAUCCCUCUCUCUGUACUGCAGUGCCAUUUGUAGAUAUGAAGAAAGAUGACAUCACAACCAAAUGUUACAACGACAGAGGGCGGUUUUACCAAGGCACCGUCAAUGUCACAAGCUCUGGAAUUCUCUGUCAGAAGUGGAGCCAGCAGGAUCCUCACCCACACCGACUUUCUGCAGAUGUUAUUCCAGAGUUGCGAAAUGCUGAGAACUACUGUCGUAACCCUGGUGGAGAGAAUGAGCAGCCUUGGUGUUACACUACCAAUCCCCAUGUGAGAUGGGAAUAUUGCAAUAUUCAAAAAUGUGGUGAUGUUUUGCCAGUGUCCACACAUCCCAGGCAGAUCACUCCAAAACUGCCUCCAUAUGUGUCUCCAGCCUACUCCAUGAGCGUCAUCAUAUUUGUCAUAUCUGGCUUUGCUGCUGCAGCCUUUUUCAUCGUUUUUGCACUCAUGUGUCGGAGACGGAAGAAACUGUGGAAAAACAGAAAAAGGGUGAUGGAGACAUCCACACUGACAGCUUUACCAUCUGAGCUGUUGCUGGACAGACUGCAUCCCAAUCCCAUGUACCAGCGUUUGCCACUCCUUCUCAACUCCAAGCUCCUCAGCCUUGAGUAUCCCAGGAACAAUGUGGAGUACGUUAGGGAUAUUGGAGAAGGAGCCUUUGGGAGGGUUUUCCAAGCAAGGGCCCCUGGCCUGCUUCCAUCAGAGCCCUUCACCAUGGUAGCAGUGAAGAUGCUGAAGGAGGAGGCCUCUGCAGAUAUGCAGAAUGACUUUCAGAGAGAGGCAGCCCUGAUGGCAGAAUUUGAUCACCCCAACAUCGUCAGGCUUCUAGGAGUGUGUGCGGUAGGGAAGCCCAUGUGUCUGAUGUUUGAGUACAUGGCCCACGGAGACCUGAAUGAGUUCCUGCGCAGACGUGCUCCUGGCCAGCAGCGGAGCUUGAGUCAGGCCAGCCUGUCCGGGCGCAGCCUGUCCUCGGAGCUGGAGGUGGGACCCCUCAGCUGCGUGGACCAGCUCUACAUCUCCAAGCAGGUGGCGGCGGGCAUGGCCUACCUCUCUGAGCGCAAGUUUGUCCACCGCGACCUGGCCACCCGCAACUGCCUGGUGGGCGAAAACAUGACAGUGAAGAUCGCCGACUUCGGCCUGUCCAGGAACAUCUACUCGGCCGACUACUACAAAGCCAACGAGAACGACGCCAUCCCCAUCCGCUGGAUGCCGCCAGAGUCCAUCUUCUACAACCGCUACACCACCGAGUCGGAUGUGUGGGCGUACGGUGUGGUGCUGUGGGAGAUCUUCUCGCACGGCAUGCAGCCCUACUACGGCAUGGCCCACGAGGAGGUCAUCUAUUACGUGCGAGACGGCAACAUCCUGGCCUGCCCGGAGAACUGCCCCCUAGAGCUCUACAACCUGAUGAGGCUGUGCUGGAGCAACCAGCCCACGGACCGGCCCAGCUUCGCCAGCAUCCACCGCAUCCUGGAGCGCAUUCACGACCAGAUGCUCCACACCAGCCUGGCCUGAUGAACAGGAGUGCAUUCAGCUCCACUGUUGCCUGAGCGUCCUGCCGAAUGUACUGCCAUGUAACAUACCUAACCAGCCUAACCACGUGACGCAGAUGUUGUGGAGGUGUGCAACAUCUGUCAGCAAGUGGAUUGGAGAUGGGAUGUUGGCUAGAAGCAGGAGUCAUUAGCAAUGGCUACCGUAUA
Molecule: messenger RNA, 3092 nt
Organism: Megalops cyprinoides (Indo-Pacific tarpon)
Lineage: Eukaryota; Metazoa; Chordata; Actinopteri; Elopiformes; Megalopidae
Gene: musk
Product: muscle, skeletal, receptor tyrosine kinase
Exons: 17
Coding region: 76-2907 (943 amino acids)
Biological process (GO): cell surface receptor protein tyrosine kinase signaling pathway; protein phosphorylation; positive regulation of kinase activity
Cellular component (GO): signaling receptor complex
Molecular function (GO): ATP binding; protein binding; transmembrane receptor protein tyrosine kinase activity
Source: RefSeq, a predicted model, not a curated record